Molecule: messenger RNA, 372 nt
Organism: Aspergillus puulaauensis
Lineage: Eukaryota; Fungi; Ascomycota; Eurotiomycetes; Eurotiales; Aspergillaceae
Exons: 1
Coding region: 1-372 (123 amino acids)
Source: RefSeq, a predicted model, not a curated record
AUGAGGCUCCAAGUUGCCACCAUCUUCAUCAGCCUGUGCGGCGUCGCCCUUUCGGCUCCAGCUCCAGCACCCACAAACCGGGUACAGACUGGAAAACGGACACUCCCCUUUCCAUUCCCAGGAGAGGGCUCCGAGGAACCAGAGCCAUCGGUGCCAUUCCCGAGCUUUCCCUGGCCGACUGAUUCUGGAGACCUACCCGAGAGCACCGGCUUUGCCGGCCUCUCCCCAGCUCAGCCAACCGGUACUGGCGAAAGCUGCGAAGCGUCACUUCUGGAUAGACUCUCUGAACUCCGCGACGAGCUUUCCGGGCAGUUUGGCGAGGACGGGGAGAGUGUCCUAAGCGACGAGAACAUUGGAAGUUCAAAGUUGUGA